AUGAUUCAAGCCAAAAAGACAUUUCAGGCAGGUAAUCGUGCACCAGAAGAUAAGGCUUUACCGUUGGCUCGAGGUUGUCCAAAACAAAGUUUUGGUAUGGACCCGGAAAGUGAGAAGAAUGAAAAGAUUUCAAAAGCCCGCGAGAUGGAACAUCGUUGGCGUCGUAUUGUUCAAAACGAUCUAGAGUCAAUUCCACUUGCUCUUGUGAUGUUUGGCCUCGGUGUUACUAUCGAAGAUCGUAUCAAUUCGAGCGUGCAGAUUGGAGCUAUGAUCAUGUAUACCGUGGUACGAUGCUUCCAUACGAUCGCAUACGCUUACAAGCUUCAGCCACACCGAGCAUGGUGCUGGCGUAUUGGUGUUGUGGCUAUCAUGGUUGGUGUUAUCAACGCUGUCAUUGGCGUCUAUGCAUAG
This is a messenger RNA of Plasmopara halstedii, 411 nucleotides long. Its product is annotated as Membrane-associated, eicosanoid/glutathione metabolism (MAPEG) protein. The transcript has a single exon. The coding region runs from base 1 to 411 and encodes 136 amino acids. NCBI's taxonomy places the organism in Eukaryota, Oomycota, Peronosporomycetes, Peronosporales, Peronosporaceae. Gene Ontology annotation, cellular component: membrane. The record is from RefSeq and is a predicted model, not a curated record.